Messenger RNA from Gopherus evgoodei (Goodes thornscrub tortoise), 1893 nucleotides. RefSeq names its product E3 ubiquitin-protein ligase TRIM39-like. The record is from RefSeq and is a predicted model, not a curated record. Lineage: Eukaryota; Metazoa; Chordata; Testudines; Testudinidae. Gene Ontology annotation, molecular function: zinc ion binding. The transcript has a single exon. Bases 754 to 1215 code for a protein of 153 amino acids.
GUCACAUUUUCAAGCUUUUAUCUGCAACCACGAGGGCUAGAAACUUACCUUUGUUUCAAAUAAAGCUGCGUGUCUCACACAUGACUCCUGGAGAUGGGGCUUUAAGGAAAACAUCAAAUAUUGUGAGACUUGCAAUAAAAUCACCAGAAUUGUCAACAGAGGGGAAUUAUUUAUAUUUACUUGGUAAGAAGACAGAUCAGCACAAACAGUUUCACAAGCUCUGAGUUUUAUUUGGGAUUUUGUUUUAAAUGGAUUUGUUUUUCUAGCAGGGCAAAAAGGUUUACAGUGAUAAAAGGAAGGGAGUGAAAUUCAUAGAGUUCUUGGUCCUUCAGGUUUCAGACAGAAUCAGGAUGUGUUGUAGGUGGUGGAGAUCUUAAUAAAGGAUGGAGUUCCAACCAUCAGAUGUGUCCUGACUAUCUGAUUGCCCAUGGAAUCAUUUGUCUUUCUGCUCCCACUGCACUCCCUGCCUGAGUAAACUGUCAAACUCCCAGCUGUUAUGCUGUUACCUGACACUAAUUGCAUAUGGUUAGAUAUUAAGCUGGGCUGGGAAUGAUCAGGGUCUGGAUGGAUGCCAGAGAAGGCCGUGAAAUCGGCGGUGACUUGGGGCAGUGAUCCAUUCUUAGAUCAGCAAAGUAACAACCUGCUCCUGGCACUCCAGCUGUUGUCCCGUGUUUCCCAAGGCAGGAAAGUGAAAGCUAACUCAGCUCAGGCAGGAAAGCGAACGCUAACUCAGCUCUACUCCCCGGAGGCACCAUGAACCCAGCCCUGCACCGCCCGCGUCUGGUUGUUUGUUCGAGCUGCCAGGGCCCCUAUAAGAUCCUGGUGACCUUUAAAGGGUGCAAGCACAAGUUCUGCCGCUUCUGUGUCAUCACCUUCAAGGGGGAGUCGGGCACAGCCACCUCCUGCCCCCUGUGCCACAAGGCCCCUAGGCACGGAGAGGACAAGCUCCAGGGGCAGCCGGGCAGCGGGGCAGAUGAAACUGAAAAAAUCAGUCUGGAAGUGGACAAAGAGGCUGAGGUGGAGCGGGUGUGCUGGGAACACCAGGUGGUUCUGGACCUGUUCUGCACAGAGGAUCAAACCCCCAUCUGCAUGAGCUGCAGGGACUCCCAGGUUCACCGCGCUCACGCUGUGGUUCCCAUUGAGGAGGCUGCCCAGGAGUACAAGAUAGGGUGCCGUGCCUCUUUUUCAGCCUCUCCCUGUAGCUGGCAGCAGUGACAGUGAAAUUCAGCACAAAGCCCAGGCACCACUUACACGAGAGACCUUCUGCCCCACACGUCUGCCCUGCGCUGCUGUCAACGCUAGGGAGGGACACAGAAGCCUGGCCAUAGCGCCCAUGAGCCAGGAAACAGCUGUGCCUGAGAAAUACUCUGCCCUGCCUCCUCUAACUGCGCUCCCACCAGGCCUGUGUCCUCCUCUUACCUUGUGUUCCAUUGUUGUGUGGCUGGACCAGUGGUGGAUGGCUGCUUGGGGCAACGAGGCCUGUGCCCAGGGGCCCUGGUCAGUUUGGGGCCCCCAGAAAAAUCCCCCUCAGGGUCUGGAGGAGCUUUCACUCCCCGCUGUGGCCCUGGGGCACAGUGCGUCUCUGGUCUUAGGGCUGCACAAAGAUCAAAGCCAGAAGGAGACACCAAAUAUCUAGUCUGACCGCCUGUGUAUCAAAGGCCACCAACAGCUCCCAGCACCCGCACUCUAACCCAUCUACCAAAAUUAGACUAAAGUAUGACAGCCACUGGUGCCAAUUAGGGGGUCUGCAGGUGGUGAAAGCUCCCCUUCCCCUAGGCUUUUCCACUUGUUCAAAAUUUAAUAGGCUGCAAAGUCAGGGGGACAGGGCAAGGCAAGGCCCCUUUAAACAACUGAAAUUAAUACAGCUGCUGCUGGAGCGGUCCAGAGCAUUUA